This is a messenger RNA of Symbiodinium necroappetens, 380 nucleotides long. The record is from the annotation of a GenBank genome assembly. NCBI's taxonomy places the organism in Eukaryota, Dinophyceae, Suessiales, Symbiodiniaceae.
AUGGAGACGUUUGAGCAGGAAGCUUUGGAGUACGUCCCGGACGCCGUCACGACCACGGAGCAACAGAAGGAAGAAGAGCUCCAGUUCCUUACGAGGGCCUUAGAGGCUACAGAGGCACAGCUGAAGGCCCACAACCGAAGGGUAGCAGCAACUGUGCUUCUGGCGAUGUUGGCCUUCGUCAUGCUCUUAUGCGCGGUGGGCUUCUUCAUGGGCCGCGUAGCCGUGGCUCAGGGCAUUCAGAACGCGCUUCGUGGGCCACAACUCACUGUGAAGCAGACGACGUUAUCCUUCAGGAAAGCCAAAGAGCUUGCCAAGGACUCAGUGGUCGGAGCAGGGAAUGCAACCAUUACUGGUCUGUCUUCUGCUGCCCGGCACACCUG